AUGAGCCGCAGUCAAAAUCCAUUGAAAGGCGAUUGGAUCUGUUCAGAUUCCAAAUGUGGGAAUACGAAUUCUGGAAAGUGGGAUAGUUGUCGCCGAUGUGAUAAACGGAGGAAAGGCACACAGAAUGCUAAUGGUGCCGAAGGUCUUGGAAAAGAAGGGGCCGCCAAGAGUAAAGGACUGUUCAGUCCCGAUGAUUGGAACUGCAAA
Opisthorchis viverrini is the source of this 207-nucleotide messenger RNA. RefSeq lists its product as hypothetical. The record is from RefSeq and is a predicted model, not a curated record. The transcript has 2 exons. The annotation marks the transcript as partial. NCBI's taxonomy places the organism in Eukaryota, Metazoa, Platyhelminthes, Trematoda, Opisthorchiida, Opisthorchiidae.